Molecule: messenger RNA, 5394 nt
Organism: Castor canadensis (American beaver)
Lineage: Eukaryota; Metazoa; Chordata; Mammalia; Rodentia; Castoridae
Source: RefSeq, a predicted model, not a curated record
GUCGUUCCAGCUGCGGCGUGUGGAGUUCAGCGGCUCCCGGCCGGGCCGCUUGGGGCGGAGGAGCAGGAGACAGGCAGCUGGGCGCGAGCCCGACCGAGCGGUAGCCGCGCUCUCCGCGUCGGAAUAACCAGUUCAGGAUGUCCAUACUGGAGCGGCUGGAGCAGAUGGAAAGGAGGAUGGCUGAGAUGACCGGCUCCCAGCAGCACAAACAGACAAGUGGAGGAGGCAGCAGCGGAGGCAGCAGUGGGAAUGGGAAUGGAGGGAGUCAGGCUCAGUGUGCUUCUGGGGCUGGGGCCCUGGGAAGCUGCUUUGAGAGCCGCGUGGUCGUUGUCUGUGAGAAGAUGAUGGGCCGAGCCUGCUGGGCCAAGUCCAAGCAUUUGAUCCACUCAAAGACUUUCCGUGGGAUGACCCUGUUACACCUGGCUGCUGCCCAGGGCUAUGCCACGCUGAUCCAGACCCUCAUCAAAUGGCGCACAAAGCAUGCAGAUAGCAUUGAUUUGGAACUAGAAGUUGACCCCUUGAAUGUGGACCACUUCUCCUGUACACCUCUGAUGUGGGCAUGUGCCCUCGGGCACUUGGAAGCUGCUGUUGUGCUGUACAAGUGGGACCGCCGGGCCCUCUCCAUUCCAGACUCUCUAGGAAGGCUGCCUUUGGGAAUUGCCAGGUCAAGGGGCCAUGUGAAGUUAGCAGAGUGUCUGGAGCACCUUCAGAGAGAUGAACAGGCCCAGCUGGGACAGAACCCCAGGAUCCACUGUCCCCCAAAUGAAGAACCAAGUACAGAUAGCUGGAUGGCCCAGUGGCACAGUGAGGCAAUGAGCUCCCCAGAAAUACCCAAAGGAGCCACUGUCAUUGCAAGUACAAAUCCAGAGCUGAGAAGACCUCGGUCUGAACCCUCUAAUUACUACAGCAGUGAGAGCCACAAAGAUUAUCCAGCUCCCAAAAAGCAUAAAUUGAACCCUGAGUACUUCCAGGCAAGGCAGGAGAAGCUGCUUUCCACUGCACUGAGUCUGGAACAGCCAAAUAUCAGGAAGCAGAGCCCUAGUUCUAAGCAGUCUGCCCCCAAGACAAUGAGCCCCAGUGAAGGAGUGAGGGACUGCAGCCGGGAAACCUCCCCUCCCACUCCAGAGACUGCAGCACUCCAAGCCUCUGGAUCUCAGCCGGUAGUAAAGUGGAAUUCCAAAGAUCUUUACAUUGGUAUGUCUACAGUACAGGUGACUGGAAAUCCGAAGGGGACCAGUGUAGGAAAGGAGGCAGCACCUUCACAGGUGCGUCUGCGGGAACCAAUGAGUGUCCUGAUGAUGGCUAACAGAGAGGUGGUGAAUACAGAGAUGGGGGCCUACCGGGAUAGUGCAGAGACUGAAGAGUGCUCACAGCCCAUGGAUGACAUUCAGGUGAACAUGAUGACCUUAGCAGAACACAUUAUUGAGGCCACCCCUGACCGAAUCAAGCAGGAGAACUUUGUGCCCAUGGAGUCGGCAUUGGCAAGGACAGACCCCGCCACUGUUAGCAGCACAAUGAGCUGGCUGGCCAGUUACCUAGCUGAUGCUGAUCAUCUGCCAAGCGCUGCCCAGAUCAGAAGUGCAUAUAAGGAGCCUCUAACCCCUUCUUCUAAUACCAGCCUGAGCCCUGUAGGCUCACCAGUCAGUGAAAUAGCAUUUGAAAAACCUAACCUUCCCUCCGCGGCAGAUUGGUCAGAAUUCCUGAGUGCGUCUACAAGCGAGAAGGUAGAGAAUGAGUUUGCUCAGCUAACUCUGUCUGAUCAUGAGCAGAGAGAGCUCUAUGAAGCUGCCAGGCUUGUCCAGACAGCUUUCCGGAAAUACAAGGGCCGACCCUUGCGGGAACAGCAAGAAGUGGCUGCUGCUGUCAUUCAGCGUUGUUACAGAAAAUACAAGCAGUAUGCACUUUAUAAAAAGAUGACGCAGGCAGCCAUCCUUAUCCAGAGCAAGUUCCGAAGUUACUCUGAACAGAAGAGGUUCCAGCAGAGCCGGCGCGCAGCCGUGCUGAUCCAGAAGUACUACAGGAGCUACAAGAAGUGUGGCAAGAGGCGCCAGGCCCGCCGGACCGCUGUCAUUGUGCAGCAGAAGCUCAGGAGCAGUUUGCUAACCAAAAAGCAGGAUCAAGCUGCUCGAAAGAUAAUGAGGUUCCUCCGUCGCUGCCGUCACAGCCCCCUGGUGGACCAUAGGCUGUACAAAAGGAGUGAAAGAAUUGAAAAAGGCCAAGGAACUUGAAGACAUACAGCAGCAUCCCUUAGCAAUGUGACAUUGCUUUUCAGACUAUUUUCAUUUCUGUUUUUAGCAGAGACAUGCAACAACACACAAGCGCACACGCACACACACAGACACACACACAGACAGACACACACACACACACACAAUCCCUCUGCAGUUUUGGGGAGAUCAGCUGCAGGAUUUUAACAGGAAUGUUUUGGUCAUUGCAUUUGCACUUUCAUGGACAACUUUUAAUUUGAUCAGCAAGACAUCUUGGAACUCAAUCUUCUGUUGGAUCAUAGGAAAACAAGACACCAGAAGGCAUUGGAAGAGGCUUUCUCUUCUUAGGAAGAAGCGGUUUUCCUUCUCAUAUAGGGCUGUAUUCAAACAUCGUGUGGAACUGUACAAAUAUUUAUACCAAAAAUAUAGAGAAGAAAAGGUGGGGAUACACUAGCUGUGCCUGCACCUGCCAGUUAUUUCCAAGAAGCUGAAUCUUUGGGAUUGAUUCUCAGUGGAGGGCUUAGAUCAUACAAAUCUUUAUUGGGUCUGUGUGUUUUCAUUUCCUUCACUGGUUUUUGUUGUUGUUGUUGUUAUUGUUUGUUUGUUUUAACCUCUACAGCACACUUAAUGCAACUUUUGAAAUCUGCAGGUUUUUAAUGUCUUGUGGAAAUUUGCAGAGGGGCGGGUGUGUGGUAAACGGGUAAUGCAUGGGAACUGAUGAGAAAACAGCUUAACAGAGUUUAAAUUUAUUUUCUUGUCCUCACCUCCAAGAACCUGCGAGAAGAGUGAUCAUCUUGUCCCUUAUCUCAUGUUCAGCACUUUAAUUUUUUGCCUUACUUUCAUGUGCAAUGAGAAUUAAGAGUUGGUAAAGCAUGUAGCCUUUUUUAGUAACCUUGGAAACUAGUAAUUCCAAGGAGUCAUAAACCUUGCCUGGACAUUUGCCACCUAAACGACCAGUGUGGUGCUGCAUUCUGGCCAGUAAAUUCCAUGUUUUUGGCUCUCUCUCAUCCAAACAGAGCGGUUUCUGUGUAUAUAGAGAAGGUAGAAAUGAAAAGUGAGAAAAUAUUUGAAAUGGAUUAUAUUAAUUGCUAAAUAUUUUAUUCACAAAGGUCAAUAACAUGGCAAGAUGAAAUUAUUUGUAUAGUUUUGUCUGAACGAGCGAGAAAAAUGUGGAUGUAUUGUUUGUAUAUAUUGUAUAUAUUAAAACAGAGAUAUGUGCAUGAAAUCAAGAAAAAAGAAAUGAACAAAAGCAAAGCAUUAGUGGCUAUGGUCUGUAAAAUGAAACAAAAAUCUUUAUUUCACUAUAAGAGUACUUUAUUUUAAAUGUUCUUUAGAAGAACAUUUUGCUAAAGCAUGUCUAAACUGCAAAAAAAAAAAGAGCUACUGUAUUUAGACUUAGGAAAAAAGGCAGAGUAACAUUACUUAAAAAAGGAUAUGUUUACAUUUAAUUUUGGCUACCAGGAGUUUAUUUUAUUUAAAAUUUUUUUGCCAACGGUGCCAAGUAAUGUGAAUGCUAAUACUGCUUAAGAAAAUUAUGUUACUUUUGCAAAACAGAUAAUCAUAAGAUGAAUCUGUAUAUGACUCAACACCAUCCACUCACUCCAACAACGAACACUUAGAAUGAUCCAAACCUGACAAAAGAAGUAGUGUGAAAAGUAGGAAAUUGUUGUAUUUUCAUAUCUCCUGCUGGAAAUCAGAAAAUGUAAUAAAUAUUGCACAAAAAUAUCUAAAAGUGAAAAGGACACAGACUGGUCUUGUAGAGAUGUCAUGGUAUAUUUCUAUUUCCACAUAAUGAGGAGCCAAAGAAAUCUGAUGCUUUUAAAAAUUAAACUAGUAAUGUCAAAUUGAAAGAAUAAAGUUUGCAUUUGCUGAUGCCAGUUUAAAAUCCCCAGGUUACAUUUGAGCAUCAGUUGGUGUAAAAACGAGAUGUUUUUACCUGGUUCUGGCUGCCAACUGUGAGUUAAAACUCAAGGCUUGUUGUGAAGCCUAAAAAUAUUCACAAAUAAGCUUUUAAACUGGUGUCUUUAGAAGGAAGGUAGGAACAGAAAGAUUGUGGUAAAAACUGGGGUCAGUGCUCUUGGUGCCUUUUCUAUAAUUGUACUUGUUUUUUAAUUACUUCCUUUCACUGCCAACCUCAAAUUACUGUACAGUAUAUGUCUUUCUGCUUGUGAUCAGCUUUGACAACAAUGACAGCCCCAUAAAUAGUAGCCACCUGUACAUUUGUAAACUGACCUGACCCAGUUUUGUUUUUACAUGUGUGGGUUAUGUUGCAGUCCCCCAGAUACCUAUUAUUUUACACAAUUUGACCUGUAGGAGAACACUGAGUAAUUUAUAAACAUACAAGUACAUUCACAACAGGGAAAAGAAUGUGAAAAGCCAGCUCUUUCAGAUAUCCUAUAUUAAUACUGGAUUUGAAUACAUAUAUUAAUUUAUUAUGGCUCAACUAACUGAUCUUUUGACCUGAGUAAUGACCUCAGUGGAUUUGCUUCAACCCUCACAUUUAUUUUUUUAAAUGUUCCACAUGCUACAUUAUUAGCUAAAUAAGUUAGAAAAUUCUGAAAGAUAGACUUACAUAGAAUAAGGAGGUUCUUAUGGAGGAGAUAGAAAGUAGGUUCAAAACCUACCAGUACAACUGUGAAGCCUAGAUGAGUUAAAAAUGCACUUCCACUGAAACAAAGCAUUUCUGACUGCUUUUUCUUGGUUGUGAAUCCUAAUUUCGAAUAUAAGAAGAUAGGUAAUCGCAGCUUUCUUGGAUAAUCUGAAUUCCCAAGUGCCAGGAGUAGGAUUUCAUUAUAAAAUUAAUAGCUAAUCUUAUUCUGUCUCCUGAAGAUUUAAUUGCUAUUCUUGUUACCCAUUCGAAAUCAGCUGUACUGUGUGAACGAAAUAAAGACAAUAACACAAACCCCUCUCUGGCUGCACGGUCGCUUAUGGCAGUUCCACACAGUAGCUGGCGCCCGACGGGGGGUCCCUGAGACUUGCAUGUAAAACUAGUCUAGAUGUCUUCUUUUUGUAAGUUUUAUUUUUGUAUUUGUGCAUGUAGAGCAUCACUGAAUCAAUGGAUCUGUUGAAGAACUCAGCUGCUGGAAACCAUGCAAAAUGUUUUGAAUUGCCCUUAAAAUAUGGAAAAUGUUUUCUGAAUGCUUUAUAUUCUUUCUGCUGUAAAUUAAAAAUGAAGAAAAUUUCCCCA